AUAAAAUGGAUAAGAAAAUUAGUUAUAUUUUUAAAUACUGCUGAAAAUGAUAAACAAAUACAACUUUGUCACACAGGAUAGUCAAAUAACUUUCAUUUUUAGACGGUUAAUACCAUUAAUUACUUUAUCAAGUAAUUUGUUUUCAUUACCAAUUUUGGCAAAAGAUACGUUUCCACUUCACGCUGCAUCUUCUCGUCUUCAGUAGCUUUAAAUAUCACAUUUCUUGCAUCUUCAAUUUAUCAGCUAAGGGUUGAUUACAAUGUCUCUAUAGUAAUUAUCAAUUUGUUGCUUUUUCUGUAUCCAUUUGGUUGACUGUGUAAUGGUAUAGUUUCCCUCUUUGAUGCCAAAUGACAUGUUUUAUUGGUGCUCAGACUGAUGCUGGAUGUUGGGAGCCAGACUGCCUGGAAAACGGCAUCCAGGCGGAUGGAUUGAUGCCCAGAGACAAAACCUCUGGAAGAAUAAAUUCCUCCAUUGAGACCAGUUCUGGAAAUCACAUCCCUCAGGCCGUCUGUAUGAAGCUGGAGCCCACCGUCAUGGAUGUUAAGCAGAUGCUGGUGGUUAAAGAAGAAGACACAGAAGAUGAAAAUCCUAGUUCUGAUCUGCAUGACCCAAAACUCUACCACAUAAAGAAGGAAGAUGAGGAUGUCUGCAUCAGCCUGGGGGGAGAGCUGCACAAAGUGAAGGUGGAGUUUGAAAGUGGCAUAAAGUGUGAGGAUGGUGAACAGUCCCCCCUGCUCUCACAGCUUUAUCAAGACCAAAUGAAAGAUGGAGAAUUUUCAGAAAAAAACAGAGGAGAAUCCAUCAGGUCAGAAGAUCCUGGAGAUGAUUCCAACUCCUUAGAGUAUGAAGACACCGAAAGAGAUGAAGAUGUAAAUCACCCUGUCUCUGAAAUGAAAGACUUAUCAGACUCCGGACUGGAAACUAAGGACAUGGACAAUGGCUGGAAGGAGAGCAGAGCUCCUGAGUCAGAUGGAAACCAAGCUAACAAACAAGAUCCAGAAAUAGUCUCUCCAAACUCUCUGGAUUUUAAGAAAUGUUUUAAAAAGAACAAAAAUGUUAACCCACAAAGGAAGGUACAGACAGGAGGGGAAUUUAACUGUGAAAACUGUGGCAAAAUCUUUUUUGGAAAAUGGAAUUUAAAUGCACACAUGAGAAUCCACACAGGAGAAAAACCUUUCUGUUGUGAUGUUUGUGGAGACAGAUUUAGCCAUAGUUCACAUUUAAACACACAUAUGAGAAUUCAUACAGGAGAAAAACCUUUCUGUUGUGACAUUUGUGGGCACAGAUUUAGACAAAAAUCACUUUUAACCACACACAUGAGAAUUCACACAGGACAGAAACCAUUCUGUUGUGAUUUUUGUGGACACAGAUUUAGCCAUAAAUCUAGUUUAAUCACCCACAUGAGAAUCCACACAGGCCAAAAGCCUUUCUGUUGUGAUCUUUGUGGAAAUAGAUUUAGCCGCAAAACUACCUUAAACAAACACAUGAGAAUCCACACAGGACAGAAACCAUUCUGUUGUGACGUUUGUGGACACAGAUUUAGCUGUAAGUCACAUUUAAGCAGACACAUCAGAAUCCACACAGGACAGAAAAUAACUGUGGUAUGACGACUCAAACUGCACAACUCCAGUUACUUGUGAAAUAUUUAUUUGUUGGCAUUCAAGGCAACAGUCUUCACUUUUAAUCUUAAAACGUUUUAUUUAAGUAGCAGAUUUGUUUAGUUGCAUGACUGGUAGCUUAUUAGCCAAGUAAUCUGUUGCUUAGACUGAACUGUAGCACAGGUGCGUUUGAAGUUCAUGCGUUUCUCCAAGGUACAAAAAUUGAAUUGUUUGUGUGAUGCCCCAAGAUGUCAAUGCUACCCAGUGGUGGACAAAAUACUCAAAAAAUUUACUUAAGUAAAAGUACAAAUACACAGACAAAAAUGU
This is a messenger RNA of Poecilia latipinna (sailfin molly), 1925 nucleotides long. Its product is annotated as zinc finger protein 771-like. Bases 348 to 1607 code for a protein of 419 amino acids. NCBI's taxonomy places the organism in Eukaryota, Metazoa, Chordata, Actinopteri, Cyprinodontiformes, Poeciliidae. Gene Ontology annotation, cellular component: nucleus. Gene Ontology annotation, biological process: regulation of transcription by RNA polymerase II. The transcript has 2 exons. Gene Ontology annotation, molecular function: RNA polymerase II cis-regulatory region sequence-specific DNA binding; DNA-binding transcription factor activity. The record is from RefSeq and is a predicted model, not a curated record.